This is a messenger RNA of Lemur catta (Ring-tailed lemur), 4164 nucleotides long. It is a transcript of the gene PRKCQ, whose product is annotated as protein kinase C theta. The transcript has 18 exons. Gene Ontology annotation, molecular function: diacylglycerol-dependent serine/threonine kinase activity; ATP binding. Lineage: Eukaryota; Metazoa; Chordata; Mammalia; Primates; Lemuridae. The record is from RefSeq and is a predicted model, not a curated record. Gene Ontology annotation, biological process: protein phosphorylation. The coding region runs from base 1000 to 3120 and encodes 706 amino acids.
CUCAAAGCAAUUCCUUUCUGGGAGGUUUGGAAGCAGGUGAAAGCCAAUAUCCCCGAAUCUGAACUAGGAAGCUCAGCCCCACCCCGGCUCUGACUUUCCACAGAGGCCGGGACUCGGUGCUGCCAGGACUGGUGCAUUGGAGCUGCAUCACCUUGGCGACAUUAACACAGCAACAUUGUGUUCACAUGACAUCACAACUCAGCAAGGAAAUGCCCCACUGUCUAGUCCCAACCAGACAUUCUGAAGGCGAAGGCGAGAGGAACCAGUGGGAAGGUGUCCUGGUUUUGAAGAGCCAUGUCUUUCAAAUCUAUCCGUGCCCACGACAGAUGGGAAACAUGGAUUUUGCCCUAACAUGUCCCAGUGGAACAGCUUCUAUGAAACAUUUCCUGUUUCUCUGCUAAGAGGCCAUUCCUGUUUAGAGCCUCCAUUCCAAACCCAGCCUGGCUUCCUUAGUCACCCGAGGCCCAUCGAGGAAACAACUAGAAUUGGUUGUGGACAGGUUGGGCAAGACUUGCAUGCCAUUUUCCCCAGCAGUGCUGCCUCCAAACUCAGCCACCUCCGUCUGUGUUCCGGUGUUGGCCAUCAGGGGAGUUGGAGCAGAGACACAGCUUGGCUUCGGAGCCCCAGCAGGGAAGCACAAUGAGGGCUCUCAGCCCAGAUGGGAAGGCACGCCCUUGGGGAAGCCCGGGAGCCUCAGCACCUUCCCCGCCCUCCUUCUUUUCCUUCCUGUUUUGCAGGAAAGCCAGAUGUUCUGUGUGUGCCACUCGCCUGUCACUCCCAUCGCAUCACGGCUAAGAGGUGCCGGGCUGCAGAGGCCUUCGGGGAGGAAGUGUGGGGAAGGGUGGACGGUGGAAGAGGAACCGAAAAAGCAACAUUUAUCUUGCCCUCCUGAGACCUGAGUUGACAAAUAUUGAAACACAAGGGGUGUGGCUUCAUUAUCAGGAGCAACUGAGGUGACAGCGUCUUUUGAGAGCCCCGGAGAGGCAUCAGGGAGCAGCCAUGCCACCGUUUCUUCGAAUCGGCCUGUCCAACUUUGACUGUGGGGCCUGCCAGGCCUGCCAGGGCGAGGCUGUUAACCCCUACUGCGCCGUGCUUGUCAAAGAGUAUGUUGAAUCAGAGAACGGGCAGAUGUAUAUCCAGAAAAAGCCCACCAUGUACCCGCCCUGGGACAGCACUUUUGAUGCCCACAUCAACAAGGGAAGGGUGAUGCAGAUCAUCGUGAAGGACAAAAAUGUGGACCUCAUAUCCGAAACCACCGUGGAGCUCUACUCGCUGGCCGAGAGGUGCAGGAAGAACAACGGGAAGACGGAAAUAUGGUUAGAGCUGAAACCUCAAGGCCGCAUGCUAAUGAAUGCAAGAUACUUUCUGGAAAUGAGUGACACAAAGGACAUGAGUGAAUUUGAGGCCGAAGGCUUCUUUGCUUUGCAUCACCGCCGGGGAGCCAUCAAACAGGCCAAAGUCCACCACGUCAAGUGCCACGAGUUCACCGCCACCUUUUUCCCACAGCCCACGUUUUGCUCCGUCUGCCACGAGUUUGUCUGGGGCCUGAACAAACAGGGCUACCAGUGCCGACAAUGUAAUGCAGCCAUUCACAAGAAGUGCAUCGAUAAAGUUAUAGCUAAGUGCACAGGAUCAGCCGUCAAUAGCCGAGAAACCAUGUUCCACAAGGAGAGGUUCAAAAUUGACAUGCCGCACAGAUUCAAAGUCUACAACUACAAGAGCCCGACCUUCUGCGAGCACUGCGGGACCCUGCUGUGGGGGCUGGCGCGGCAGGGGCUCAAGUGUGACGCAUGUGGCAUGAACGUACACCACAGGUGCCAGACGAAGGUGGCCAACCUUUGUGGCAUAAACCAGAAGCUAAUGGCUGAGGCGCUGGCCAUGAUCGAGAGCACCCAACAGGCUCGCUGCUUAAGAGACACUGAACAGAUCUUCAGAGAAGGUCCUGUUGAAAUUGGUCUCCCAUGCUCCAUCAAAAGUGAAGCAAGGCCGCCAUGCUUACCCACACCUGGAAAGAGAGAGCCUCAGGGAAUCUCCUGGGAGUCGCCGUCAGACGAGGUGGAUAAAACGUGCCUUCAUCCGGAACCUGAACCGCACGUAGAAAGACCAUCUCUCCAUCUGAAACUAAAAAUCGAGGAUUUUAUCUUGCACAAAAUGUUGGGGAAAGGAAGUUUUGGCAAGGUCUUCCUAGCAGAGUUCAAAAAAACCAAUCAAUUUUUUGCAAUAAAAGCCCUGAAGAAAGAUGUGGUCCUGAUGGAUGACGAUGUUGAGUGCACGAUGGUGGAGAAGAGGGUCCUCUCGUUGGCCUGGGAGCAUCCGUUCCUGACGCACAUGUUCUGCACGUUCCAGACCAAGGAAAACCUCUUUUUUGUGAUGGAGUAUCUCAACGGAGGAGACUUAAUGUACCACAUCCAAAGCUGUCACAAGUUUGACCUCUCCAGAGCCACAUUUUAUGCUGCCGAAAUCAUUCUUGGUCUGCAGUUCCUCCACUCCAAAGGAAUCGUCUACAGGGACCUGAAGCUAGAUAACAUCCUGCUAGACAAAGACGGACACAUCAAGAUCGCGGACUUCGGAAUGUGCAAGGAGAACAUGCUGGGAGACGCGAAGACGAACACCUUCUGCGGGACACCUGACUACAUCGCGCCGGAGAUCCUGCUGGGUCAGAAAUACAACCACUCUGUCGACUGGUGGUCCUUCGGGGUUCUGCUGUACGAGAUGCUCAUCGGGCAGUCGCCCUUCCACGGGCAGGACGAGGAAGAGCUCUUCCACUCCAUCCGCAUGGACAGCCCCUUCUACCCGCGCUGGCUGGAGAAGGAGGCCAAGGACCUGUUGGUGAAGCUCUUCGUGCGGGAGCCUGAGAAGAGGCUGGGCGUGCAGGGAGACAUCCGCCAGCACCCUUUGUUUCGGGAGAUCAACUGGGAAGAGCUUGAGCGGAAGGAGAUUGACCCACCAUUCCGGCCGAAAGUGAAAUCACCGUACGACUGCAGCAACUUUGACAAGGAAUUCUUAAACGAGAAACCCCGGCUGUCGUUCGCCGACCGCGCCCUGAUCAACAGCAUGGACCAGAACAUGUUCAGGAACUUCUCCUUCGUCAACCCGGGCAUGGAGCGGCUCAUCUCCUGAACCUCGCCUCCCCAGGGGAACUGGUCCGAGAGUGACACCUCUCGGGUUCCUUUUUCAACGUGGAAAAGAAAAGAAACACUCAACAACAGAGGCCGAGACGUCAGCCCCGCGCCCGACCGUCUACCUGUAGCAGAAACCGACUCUACUUCACUAAGGACUGCGCCCUGCCGUGCGGCUCCCGGCACGGUUCCCGGACACUGUCCACACUAGGUCAUGACUAACCCUGGCUGUUUACUUGAACGCUGGUUCUCCACGUUGGGAACUCAACACUGCUCUCCAUGGUGGCUCCGCACUCGGAUCCCAACUGCUGAGCAGUGACAUGUUCCGUGAAAGGAGGAGCAAACAGAACACAAACGUCUCCAGACUGAAAGAAAGAGCCUGGCGCCUGGCAGACGUGGUGGCACAUCUCACCCGUUUUAUUCUGUUUAUAUCUGUGGACGUGUAAAUGGCUAAGGGGCACAGCCCUGAAUAGGUUUUUAUGGGAAUUCUUCACAAUAAACAUAGGUUGUAACUUGAGAUUUACCAAUCCAUUCAUUCUGAUUAGCUGUGAAAUUCGCAGGAAAGAGGAGAAUGGAAAAAUGGGAAAAGCUUCCGUGAUUGGGAAGUUUGGCUAGAACACCUACGCUGGUUCUCUGGUCAAGACAGACCUCAAAUGUAGAGUUCAGCAAAGAUAGGGCCACUUCACUCUUGCCAGUAAAACCUUUCCCUCCAUCCAUCGUUCUCUGACUUCAAUAUCAGCGCAGUCAUUCAUUCCCAUCCUCUCAUUAUAACAAGAAAAGAAAAAGUGCACGAUUCUUCAGAGCGAAAAGAAAACCAACCCCUGGUCAUCCCACGACUGAUGAUUUGAUGACUCAUAAUCCCCUCCUGAGGGAUCAUUCGAGACCAAUGCCCCAUGCCUGCUACUGGCAGUGGUCAAUUGCGUUGAAUUAGAAUUCUAACUAUAUGUUUUUAAAGUAUCUGUGCUGUUUGUAUAUUUUGAUAAAAUGUUGUGACUUCAUGACAAAGAGGUGGAUGUGUAAAAAUGGAAUAAAAAAAAAAGACAGA